AAAUAUGGCGCAGCCAUGACUGAAAUCCUGAAAUAUUAAUUUAGAAUCUAAUGAUCUAAUCUAGAUCUAGAUACAUUCUAGAUAUCUAGAUAGAGCCUAGUUAUCGAUCUCUAUUUCAAAUGUCAAGAUGUAGACUCUAGAUUGUUUCUGUAGAUCUAGAAGAUAGAUUUAGUCGACUUACUCAAACUUACUGUCACUUAGUCGACUUAGACUUAGACUUAGUUCACUUAGACUUAGACUAAGUUAGAGAUCGUUAGCAACUUAGUGACGUUGUUAGACGGUUAGAAUAUCUUCUUACUGAGACUUAGACGACUUAGUCUUAGAAUAGAAUAUCUAGAAAAGUAGAAUCUAGUCUAGAUCUAGAAUUGAAUAGAUCUGAACGACUGGAAGUUUAGAUAAAGACUAAACUUGUCUUCUUUAGUUUUUUUUUUUUUCUCUUUCUCUUUUUGAUUUUUGUAACUUUAGUCUAAAGUUUAGACUUUAGGCUACUUUAGCUAAGUCAGUCCAUCUCACUGUGACUGUCUCAGGACUAGGACUGCAGGAGUAGGAGUAAAGCCUAAAUGAGUGGAGAGAGAAUGAAUAAUAAAGGCAAUAAAGCAGAUCUCCACUCAGAAGUGGCCGUCAAGCAAGCAAUGACAGAAAAGCUGGAACAUCCUUUGUGCACUUUCCUUAACACUUCAAUGUUACAGAUAAAAGAUCUGCUAUCAGAAGUGGCCAACAAGCAGGCAAUGACAGAAAAGCUGGAACAACCUUUGGGGACUUUCUCUAGAACUUCUACAUUACAUUUAACAAAUCUCCAAUCAGAAGUGGCCAACAAGCAGGCAAUGACAGAAAAACUGGAACAGCCUCUGGGCACUUUCCCUGGAACUUCCAUGUUACAUAUAACAGAUCUCCACUCAGAAGUGGCCAAUAAGCAGGCAAUGACAGAAAAGCUGGAACAGCCUUUGGGGUCUUUCUCUAGAACAUCUACAUUACAUUUAAGAAAUCUCCAUUCAGAAGUGACCAACAAGCAGGCAAUGACAGAAAAGCUGGAACAGCCUUUGGGGUCUUUCUCUAGAACUUCUACAUUACAUUUAAGAAAUCUCCAUUCAGAAGUGACCAACAAGCAGGCAAUGACAGAAAAGCUGGAACAACCUUUGGGGUCUUUCUCUAGAACUUCUACAUUACAUUUAACAAAUCUCCAAUCAGAAGUGGCCAAUAAGCAGGCAAUGACAGAAAAACUGGAACAGCCUUUGGGCACUUUCCCUGGAACUUCCAUGUUACAUAUAACAGAUCACAAAUCUGAAGUGGCCAAUAAGCAGGCAAUGACAGAAAAGCUGGAACAGCCUUUGGGCACUUUCCCUAGAACUUCCAUGUUACAAAUAACAGACCUCCAAUCUGAAUUGGCCAACAAGCAGCAGAUUGCACAGAAUAUAGUACAGCCUCUGAUGUUGUGUACAUUAAAUCAAAAAAUGUUUCUUCUUAGAUGUGAUCAAGGUAUGCAGACAGACUUUGCCCCACCACUACCUAUACCAAAGCUACCAAUAAAAGACUUAGAGAUAAAAAGUUCCAAUGAAAAGACCAAGUUGAACAACACAGAGAAAAUUGAACGAAAAAGAAGUUCCAACAGAAGGGCCUCAUUGAAACAGAGAAUCAAAUUCAAGCAACUCAAUGAUGAAAGGGAAAAGGAGUUGAAUGAUCUCAUAAAGCACAAUGAUUUUCUGAAAGAAAUGAUAGUUUCUCAAACUCAUGACAAAGAGACUCUGAUCAAGAUGCUGUUUGAUAAAGGACUUACUAAGCAAGACAUAGCACAAGCUCUUGAAGGAUUCCAGAUUGAAAUGCCAGAGCAAAUGAUUUUGCUUAGUAGUUGCAAUGAAGGGGAAGAAUAUGUCCAGGAAGAGUUCAUAUCACAGCCAAGGUUGGAAACCCUAACACCAUGUCCUCGUCCAUUAACAAAAGAGGAAAAAAUUGAAGAAAAGAAGAGACGGAACAGGGUGGCUGAUAGAGCAAGAUACAGAAGGAAACGUAUGCAACACCCUAAGAAUAGUGAAAAGUUAGAAACCCCGUCAACAUGUUCUCCACUAUUAACAGAAGAAGAAAUAUAUGAACAAAGUAAGAGAUUGAACAGGGAGGCAGCGACAAAAACAAAACAAUUAACAGAAGAAGAAAAAAUUGAAAGAAGGAAGAAGUGGAACAGGGCAGCCUCCACAAGAUACAAAAAGAAAAAAGAAUAUCUUCUUAAAAGAGUAAAGCUUAGAGCCCGAAAAACUGCUGCACAAAGGAAGAGUCUGAAUAUGGAGAUUGUGGUAAAACUCAGAAGGAAAAUACUGCUACAAGAUGCUAAACGCCAAAAGGAGUUGAAAAAUCUCAUCGAACUCAAUGAGUUUCUGAAAGAAGAGAUAACAUUACAUAAUAAUGACAAAGAAGCUCUGAUGAUAGCAUUGCUUGGUAUAGGACUUACUGACAUAGAAAUAGAGCAAGCUCUUCAAGCUGCGCAUUCUCAGUUUGUAUCGCCUUUGAUAAUUGACACUUUAAAGCAAAAGAUAUUGCUAAUAAAGGACAAUCCAGCAGAAGUGACCUCAAAUCCUGAGCCACCGCUAGUAACCCCGCCAUCAUGUGUUCAUCAAUCAGCAGAAGAAACAAUUGAACGAAGGAAGAGAUUGAACAGAGUGCACAUAGCUAGACACUUGAGGAAACAAAGACUACAACGUAGGAAAAAUGAAAAGUUAGUUUUUCCUAGUUUAUGGUUUCGACCAACAACAGAACAAGACAGAUUGAGAAUGACACUAAGGAGGAAGUGGAACAGGGAGGCAGCGGCCAGACACAGAAGGAAAAAAAAACAAGAACUUAUUGAACUAGAAAAGGAGUGGAAAAAUCUUAUCAAGCACAAUGGUUUCCUUAAAGAAAAGAUACUUUCACAAAACCGUAACAAAGAAGCUCUCAUAAAGAUGAUGAUUGACCGAGGAUUUACCGAGCUAGAUAUAGAACAAGCUCUUCAAGCGACGCAAAUCCAGUGCCAUAUGUCAGAGCCAUUUCUUGGUAGUCAUGAUCAAGAUAACCAGAAAGUGCAAGCAGAAUUUACAUCAGAGCCAGAACCAAUACUAACAGAAGUAAAAUUAGAGGAAAAUGAACAAAUGAUGAAUCUGAAUGAGGACAGCAUGCUACAGAUAUGGGAACAAAAUCCAAGUGAUAUAAAACUAGAGGUUUUAAAUACAGAUCUAGAUCCAGACACAACCCAAAAAGAAAUGAGAUUGAUGGCAAUGGAUUCAAAGUUAGAAUCCCCAACAUCUUGUGUUCUGCAAUUAACAGAAGAAGAAAAAGGACAAAUUGAACCAAGGAGGAGAGUGAGCAGGAAGUUCAAAGCAAGACAGAGGACAAACCUAAGGGUACAACUUAUACAAAGAAAAAAGUUAGUUUUCCCUAGUUUAUGGUUUCGACCAACAACAGAAAAAGACAGAUUGAGAAUGACACUAAGGAGGAAGUGGAACAGGGAGGCAGCGGCCAGACACAGAAGGAAAAAAAAACAAGAACUUAUUGAACUAGAAAAGGAGUUGAAUGAUCUCAUCAAAUGUAAUAAUUCUCUGAAAGUGAAGAUAAUGUUGCAAGCUGGUAACAAAGAAGCUCUAAUCAAUAUGAUGCUUGAUAUAGGACUUACUAAACUAGAGAUAGAGGAUGCUCUUCAAGGGACUCAACACCAGCAAGAGAUGUUCUUCAAAAGCUCAGCUUUGUAGCUUUAUCUUUUGAUAUAGAUGAUGAGAUUGUCUGCGCUGUGACAUUAUAUGCCAGUUAGAUAAGUUUAGUUAAUCAAAACCAUUUCACAACUGUACAUAACUAUAGUAAAACAAAACUUUAUUAUCAUAAAAAUUUGGCAUCAUUUUUCGUUUGUGCAUUUUUCUCCCAAUUUUAUGUGAUUUUGCUUUCCAUUCAUAUUUUCUAUGUUUAAACAGAAAACUUUGCCACUUGAAUGACAGUUUUUAAUUAUUAUUUUUUUAAAUAGCAGCUGUUAACUUGAUCAGACGCUCAUGUGAUCUAAGAUGAAGUAAAAAUGUAUCCAUACUGUUAGAGCAACGGGAAAAAUGUCUUUCUAGGUUUUUUUGUGUUGUUUUUUUUUUAAUUGUAUCUAACUAUUAAAUUUAUUGUUUUUAAAUAUACUUUUAUCUUUCAAUAUUUGUGUGAAAAGAUGAAGCCAUUAACAAAGUUGUAUUAUGUAGGCAAUAUUGUGGUGUGCUGAUUUGUGAGAUAUUACUGCAGUCAAAGUUUUCUGUGCCAGCAUGAUUCAUACUAAGACCAUACUCAGAAUCCAAAACAUUACUAGAAUGUUUUGUAUUCAAGAAAACAAGGAGAAUAUAGGCAUUUAUUAUGGACAUUGUUCUAUGUACACUAUUGUAGAAGCUUUUAGGAGCCUUAGGUCUUAGAGCCAUACUUAAGAGUGGUGAGACCCACUGCCUUACAGACAUUGAUUUGAAUUAGUAGAUAGAGAGACCUUUUCUGCUAAACUCUUAUUUUGCUACAAUCAAAAGCACUGCUGGCCUUAGCUAUUUCUCUAGACAGUUGUUGGAUAUUGUGCUGCCCAAACACACAAAAUAGUCUAACAUUAAAAGGGAGGUGGAAAAAGAUUCAUGUCACAACUCGGUUUGUGUAGUUUGUGAAGCACUGCACUCAUCCUUAAUCUUUGAAUUAUGUUUAGCAGAAGAUAACUUCCAUUUUUUUUCUUAGUUUGAUAGGCAAACUCAAAUGAGGCAAGUCUCUGCAUAUUGGUUGAUAGCAAGAUGAAACUCCUGCUAGUGUAGGGAUAAAGGACACAACUAUAUCCCAUGGAAAUGUUCUGAAACAAUCAUCUCUUUGUUAUAGUAUAGAAGAGUUGGCACCAUAAGUUUAAUAUAUUGCCAUUAAUGACUUAGAUAGAGUACAAUCUUUACAAAAGGCCUGAACACUGACCUGGGACAUCACAACCUGUGGGCAGUAGUUCGUUGCCCGCAGGAUGUUUCUGUUCUUAAAAUAGCAUACUAUUUUCAUCUUCUUCAGUAAUUACAUGCUUUUACACUCUAUGGUAUCCCAAUUUUUUCCUUGGAACAUUUUAUGUUUUUGCGAUAGAAUUUUACAGGAUGUAUCAAAAAAUCUGACCACUACCUACAUUAAUCAUGUAAAGUUACUUAAAGCAACAAAUUAUUUCUGUUUAAUAAGGACACUGUCACUAUUAAGCCUCAAGGAGUAAAUGAAAUGAAUGGAAGUCAAGUAUUAUACAAUCUAUAUCUAGCCAACAAUGCGUAAGGUCCAUGCAAUAUGUGUUCUAUUUGUACAGUGGCAAGAGCAGAAGACAACAUUAUGUUCUAGUGCUGCCCUUCUAUAGCUUGUAAAUAUCUCUCAGACUCAUUGUUUCUGCUUUCAGUUUGUUUUUUUAAAUGUAUACAAAAAUGCUGGUUUCAUUUACAUCACUAUUGUAUACACAUUUUUCAUCCACUCUCAAAUAUUAUUAUUAUUAUGUUUCUGUUCUAAAUAUGCACAUUUUAAAUAUUUUUUUUUUAAUAAUCAGAAAUCUGAAUGUAUUGAAUCAAUGCUAGUACUAACAGACUAGGGAGAAAAAAAACUAGAAAAUGUGAAAUAAUAAACUUAUUCAUUUCCAGAAUAAAGAAAAUACAGAAAUACAGUAAUUUGUUUUGUGAUUACAAGGACUCUUGUGUAGCUAAUAAAACAUUCUUUCAGAGCCCCCCCAGUAGGAAUAUGAGGACAAAUCAUGCCAUGUGUUAACUAAAGAUCUAAAUCUAAUGUUGUCAUAGCUAUUGUAUAGAGACAAAAAAUUACUCUUGUGAAUCUAAAAUACAUUUUUUUUAUUUAUUGGGAAUUAAAAAAAAAAGCUAAUUAUAAUCUUAAAAAAAAUAAUUCUGCUGAAUUUAAUAUUAUUAGGAAAUCAGAUCCCCAUGCUUAUUUCAACUAUCCAUUAUUUAGAUCUAAAUUAGCCUUACAUCUUCCCAAAGUUUAUCCUGGCUUCUAAUGUACUUUUGUUUUAAAUUUUAUUCUCUAUCCAACUUGGUGUGCAGAGGAAUGGAAUGUAUCGAAUCCUGAGAUCCCUGUAGCUAUAAUGACGAUGAAGAGAGAAGCAUAUUAGUAAAUAUUAACCCCAAACAAAAUGGAUAUUUGUAUUUGUGAAGGCAAAGUAUUUUCAUCAAUUUGUCAAUGUUUUCAAUAAUGAAUAAUUACAAUGUAUAUAAAUAUGUGUUUGAGCCCACCCCCUUCCUCCAAAAAAUAAUUUUCUUUAAUAUUAAUGAUUUCUUUUUUGUAAAUUCUAUAAUGACUAAUAAUUGUGUGCAAUCACUGUCAUAUUGUAAGAAAUGGUGGAUCAGGUUCACUUAUAUGGAUACUAUGGUAAAAAUGUUAUUUAAGUUUGCAUGUGCUCUGUAUAGAAAUGUUCCAGUUAUUUGAUGUAGUAUAUUCUUGUUAAUAAUGUCAUGUAUUGGUUUUAAGUUUUUGAGUUAUUGAUAUUGUCUACAAAAUUAUUAAUUUUGUUGUUUUUUUCUUGAUGUCAGUGCCAUUUCUCUUGAUGUCAGUGCCAUUUCUCUUGAUGUCAGUGCCAUUUCUCUUGCUGUCAGUGCCAUUUCUCUUGCUGUCAGUGCCAUUUCUCUUGAUGUCAGUGCCAUUUCUCUUGAUACUUUUACUGUUAAGAUUAUUUUUGACUAGGGCCAAAAGUUUGAUCAACUCAUUUUUUUUUUCCAAAUCAUGGUCAUAAAUGAUAGUCCUAACAUCUAAGGAGCUCUAAAAUUGAGAGAGAGAGGGACUUUUGACGCAUCAGCAACCUUUAUCUGAGGCCUGAGAAUGUGCCCUUAGAUCUUUACAUCUCAGGACAGAAGGAGCUGUAUCUAUUGAUACACUAUGAGUGUAUAAUACAUCUCAGGACAGAAGUAGCUGUAUCUAUUGAUACACUAUGAGUGUAUAAUACAUCUCAGGACAGAAGGAGCUGUAUCUAUUGAUACACUAUGAGUGUAUAAUGCAUCUCAGGACAGAAGGAGCUGUAUCUAUUGAUACACUAUGAGUGUAUAAUGCAUCUCUUACACUGCUGACUAGAAGAUUUCAUUGGAGAGAUUUUUCAAGCAACUGGUCAAUUAUUUUUCUUCUUUAAGUUUCCCUAAAGGGUAUCACUGCUUUAUUGUUUAGUCGCGUGUUAAUUAGAGAGAAAGAUUUAGUUGAACGAUGUACAAGAAUAUUCCUAUAACGUUAAUGACUUCAGUUCUUAAACAUAUAUAGUGGAAUGUUGUUUUUUUCAACCAUUUAUAUAGUACAUAUAUGCUGGUACAUUGAAAUGCAAAUAAAUUAUUUUUAAAAUAUA
Messenger RNA from Biomphalaria glabrata, 7300 nucleotides. Its product is annotated as ciliary rootlet coiled-coil protein 2-like. The coding region runs from base 561 to 3710 and encodes 1049 amino acids. The transcript is spliced from 15 exons. Gene Ontology annotation, biological process: regulation of DNA-templated transcription. The record is from RefSeq and is a predicted model, not a curated record. Gene Ontology annotation, molecular function: DNA-binding transcription factor activity. Lineage: Eukaryota; Metazoa; Mollusca; Gastropoda; Planorbidae.